This is a messenger RNA of Grus americana (Whooping crane), 2084 nucleotides long. RefSeq names its product biogenesis of lysosomal organelles complex 1 subunit 4 (gene BLOC1S4). The record is from RefSeq and is a predicted model, not a curated record. Gene Ontology annotation, cellular component: BLOC-1 complex. NCBI's taxonomy places the organism in Eukaryota, Metazoa, Chordata, Aves, Gruiformes, Gruidae. The transcript is spliced from 5 exons. Bases 71 to 691 code for a protein of 206 amino acids.
CGCUCACGUGAGUAGCGGCGCUGCCUGACGCGCGGAGGGACAGGACGAGGGGCGGGUGGCUGGAGCUGGCAUGGCGGCUGCCGCGGCUGAGGGGGCUGGGGCCGUCGCUGACCCGCCGGGCGCUUGCCCCGGCGCGGACAGCGGGAACGUCUCCCAGAGCCACAGCAGCGCGUCAGGCCUCGGGGAGCCGGAGGACGACGACGCCUCGGAGGCGUCACUCAGCGCCACCGCCGCCGCCUAUUCCGCGUACCUGCUUGCCGACCGCAGCCUCUUCAGCGAACAGAUAGAAAGCUUAGACAAGAGUUUAGAAGACUUGUUGACCAGAGUGGAUGAAUUUGUGGGAAUGCUGGACAUGAUUCGAAGUGAUUCCUCUCAAGUUGUCAAUGAAAGUAUACCUCAAAUUUACACAAAAGCUACAGAAAUGAGGCACAUAUACAGGAAGAUUGACAAACUAGAGGCUUUUGUGAAGAUGAUUGGAAAUAGCGUAGCUGGACUGGAAGAACGGGUCAUAAAGGCAGAAACAGACCUUGGAGCCUUUCCGAGCACAUUCAAGAAAAUCUUGCACACAAUCAGCAUACCAUCAUUCCUUAAUAAAUCAUCUUCCUCACGACAACAACAGACCCUCUAUGAACCUCCAGUCCUCUUCAAGACUGAAGACUAUUUUCCAUGUCUUAAUGAAGCACCUCAUUGAUGAUUUUUGCGUUGGGAUUGAUAUGAAUCAGCCAGAACAGAGACAGCCAAGUGAACAAAAGAAAUGCUAACCUCAAAAUAGCUGCAUUUCUGAACAUUAUUGAUGGCAUAUUGCCAUUCUGAUUCUCGUUGUCUUCCUUCAGGCAGUGUUUUCAGGUAAUCUUUGUUUGUGGACAUUAUUUCAAAAGUCUUCCUAAAACAGUAUAAAUUUUCAGAUUAUAUUGGGUAAGAAACUUCACAAUACUUCUGCAUUAGAUUUUUUUUUUUAAUAAGGAAAUAAUAGGAAACAUACUUUUUUAACACAUAAAUAUGUGCUGCUGCAAGAGUAAAUAGCUGUACCAUGAGGAUAUCGUCUUCUUUCCUUUUUUUUUUCCUAAUAUACUGAGGUGAAAGAAAAAAUAUGCAUAAAAUCACCUACUCCAAGUUUUGGAACCUGGUCCCUGCAGUUUGUACAAUGAAAUGCACCACGUUGGGAUGUACAAGUUGCAAGGGGAGGACUUGGAAGAUCAACAAGGAAUCAAGGACAUGGCUUGAUGCACAUGAUCUAGUUCCAGUUUACAAAGCAAACAUCCUGCCCCCACUGAUGAUCAUCAGGUCACAGUGACCUGAGCUUCUGAUUAUUGCAGCAUUGUAUUGUUUGAUGUGUAACCAGGUGGGCGUGAUAUAUAUAUGUAUAUAUAAAAAAUAUAACCUGCUGUCAGAAAAAAUAUCUUAAUUUGAGGCAGGGACAUCCCUGGACUGAGCCUCAAUCGGGCACCUAGCCAGACUGUCCGCUGUUCCUUCACAACCCUCCGUGUAGUUACUGGGGCUCCCUGCGCUGAUUGGAGUGUAAGUAUAUUAUCAAUAAACUAAUAGCUAGCUAACCCCUGCUUGUGGUCUUGCAUUUCACCUGAUAGUAUCAAACUGCACCAUUGUUUCUGAGAACCUUUUUGCCUACAGCCUUGUAUAAUAUCUAGCAGGUGUUAAUCAGAAAUUGUUGCAUUCCUCUGAACAAUAAUUUUACCAUCACUGUUUCAUUGCCAGUGUAACUCACUACAAAGAUACCUGUUUACCAUAAGAUGUAUGUAUAGAUAUGAUAAAAGCUCCAUUCACAAGAUAUGCAGGAUGGACUGAAUGUUAGAGGUCAUCAUUUUUUCAUAGCUCCCGGACAAAAAUCAACAUGAUCUGUCUUCCCUAAGUAUUUAUGUAUAUGGUAAACUAUGCCUGAAAUAGAUAAAGAUCAAUGUUUGUACUUAAGUAUUUUUUUGGACCUGCACAUUUUGUUUCACUCUUGAGCAAUACUGCUGCAGGUGCUAUAAAGCCUAAAGAAAUUAUAGAAGGAUGUACAUUACUGAUAUGAAAAGAAAUGGAUUAAAUUAUUUAUCUGACCAAAUAAUAAAUUAUGUUUAAAGAUG